Messenger RNA from Alnus glutinosa, 2896 nucleotides. RefSeq names its product receptor protein kinase-like protein At4g34220. The record is from RefSeq and is a predicted model, not a curated record. Bases 354 to 2696 code for a protein of 780 amino acids. Gene Ontology annotation, biological process: protein phosphorylation. Gene Ontology annotation, molecular function: protein kinase activity; receptor serine/threonine kinase binding; ATP binding. The transcript is spliced from 3 exons. Lineage: Eukaryota; Viridiplantae; Streptophyta; Magnoliopsida; Fagales; Betulaceae.
GUACACUGUACAGUGGUACCCAUUUCCCUUUCCCUUUUUACUAUAUUUCCCAUAUUCAUUUUAGUUCUAUUCAUUACACCCCUAGUUUUCACCGUCCUUUUGCUUUCUGCUACUCACUGCAUCUCUCUGCAACUCUCCUCUGCUUUUCCUCCAUUUUCUUACCACCAAUCUUUCUUUUUCUACCUCCCAUUUGUUUUCUCUCCUCCUCACAAGCACUGCCUUCUGCCUUUUGGAGAUUUGGUCACCAAAACAACCACACAUGUAGUUGGUCACCCUCUCUGCUUCUCUCCUUCCAAGACUCUAUUUCUUCACCAUGAAGUUGUAGCGAAGAUGGUGAACCAGUUGAAGAAAGCAUGAGCUGCAAUAUCUGCAAGAGCCUCCCUUUCUGGUGGAGAGUCACUUCCUUUGUUCUCCUUCUGCUUCCAACAAUAUCGUUUGCUCUCAACUCGGAUGGGAUCCUCUUGCUUUCCUUCAAAUACUCAAUCCUAAGCGACCCGCUGUUGGUCCUGGAGAGCUGGAACUACUACGACGUAACACCAUGCUCGUGGAACGGAGUCACGUGCUCCGAAAUCGGAAGCCCCGGCACGCCGGACAUGUUCAGAGUCACUGGCUUAGUCCUCCCCAACAGCCAGCUUCUGGGUCCGAUUGUCCCGGACCUCGGCAUGAUCGAACACCUUCGCCAUCUCGAUCUUUCCAACAACUUCUUCAAUGGGUCUCUGCCUAAUUCGAUUUUCAAUGCCUCAGAGCUUCAGGUGCUUUCCCUUUCAAGCAAUGUUAUCUCUGGUGAGCUACCGGCUGAGCUUAUAGGUGGAUUAAGAAGCUUGCAGCUUCUGAAUCUUUCCGAUAAUGCAUUGGCCGGGAAGGUACCGGAAAAUCUCACUGCUCUGCAGAAUCUGACAGUUGUUUCUUUGAGGAGUAACUACUUUUCUGGUAGCGUUCCUAGUGGGUUUAAUUCGGUUCAAGUAUUAGAUCUCUCUUCCAAUCUGCUUAAUGGGUCUCUGCCUCUUGGUUUUGGUGGAGAUAGUUUGCGCUACUUCAACCUCUCUUACAAUAAGAUUUCAGGAAGAAUACCGCCGGAGUUUGCAAAAGGAAUGCCACAGAAUGCUACAAUCGACCUCUCAUUCAACAACCUAACCGGACCUAUUCCGGAGUCUCUAGUUUUGCACAACCAGAAAAACGAAUUCUUUGCCGGAAAUACCGAUCUAUGUGGCAAACCUUUGAAGAAUCUCUGCCCCAUUUCUUCCACUUUGUCUACUCCACCCAAUGACACCUCCACAACUUCUCCAGCAAUUGCAGUCAUCCCCAAAAGCAUUGACUCAACCCCAGUGACAAGCUCAACCGGCACGCCAAACGGAACUGUUCAGAACCCAACACAAAGCGGCCUGAAGCCCGGGGCAAUUGCUGGAAUCGCUGUCGGAGACUUGGCGGGAAUAAGUCUCCUUGCCAUGGUCAUCUUCUACGUCUACCACGUGAGAAAGAGAAACAACAGCAUUCUCAAGCCAACCAAUGCACCAACGGACUCAGAGAAGAAAGCAGAAGCGAGCAUGAAGCAAGACCCACUUGCCAGGAAACCCGCGGCGUGUUCCUGCUUAGGCGAAGAGAUAACUUCAGAAGCAACCAGCUCUGAUAGUGACGACCACGACAACAAAAACGAAGCUGCGCACCUGCAUCAUGUGCAUCCAAAUCAUGAUCAGAAAGGUCAGCUUGUGACGGUGGACGGAGAGACGGAGCUGGAGCUGGAGACUCUGCUCAAGGCGUCGGCGUAUAUGCUGGGAGCCAGCGGCGGAAGCAUUGUGUACAAGGCGGUGCUUGAGGACGGGACUGCUUUGGCGGUGAGGAGGAUUGGAGAGAGCGGAGUCGAGAGGAUGAGGGAUUUUGAGAACCAGGUCAGGGCCUUAGCCAAGCUGCGCCACCCAAAUUUGGUUCGGAUUCGUGGAUUUUACUGGGGAGCGGCUGAGAAGCUUGUUAUCUAUGACUUUGUCUCCAAUGGCAGCCUUGCUAGCGCCAGUUACAGUAGAAAAGCAGGCUCAUCGCCAUUUCAUCUACCUCUUGAGGUUCGGCUCAAGAUAGCAAGAGGAGUUGCCCGGGGGCUGGCCUACAUCCAUGACAAGAAACACGUGCAUGGCAACAUUAAACCGAGCAAUAUUCUCUUGACCUCCGACAUGGAGCCGAUAAUCUCCGAUUUUGGGCUCGAAAGGCUCGUCUUUGGCAACACCAGCAACAAAGCAAGCAACUCAGCCCGGUUUUUGGGAAGCCAACAAAGACCCACGGCAGCCAUUCAUGAAGGCUUACAGGACCUCCCCACAAGUGGUUCCAGCCCCUACGCACCGGUGGUCUCGUCUGUCGGAACUGCGUGGCCUUACCAAGCUCCCGAGUCCCUUAAGAACGUCAAGCCUAACCCCAAGGGGGAUGUGUACUCAUUUGGGAUAGUUUUGCUUGAACUUCUAGCCGGUAGAGUAUUUUCAGAGCCGGAACUGGUCCAGUGGACCGCCGGUUCGGUGGCGGAGGAAAAAAACAAGGUUUUGAAGAUGGUUGAUGCGCCGAUCAGGAGUGAAGUGGCGGGCGGCAGGGAGGAUGCCAUGCUGGCAUGCUUCAAAUUAGGAUUUAGCUGUGCUUCUUUUGUCCCCCACAAGAGACCGUCCAUGAAAGAUGCCCUUCAAAUCCUAGAGAGGAUCCCAUGGUCUUCAUUCGAAUGAUGCAUUUGGGUCCCAUAAAAGUUACUUCGUGUGUUCUUUUGUUGACUUGAAUGUUACAUAAAGAGCUAGCAUGAGGAAUGUGGAUAACAGAUGUGAGAAAGUUGCUGUAUGUUUGACUGAUUAAUCAAACUUUUAUGUAUAAGGUAUAAGAUACUUAGGUGGUGAUUAUGAAUAGAAAUUCCAAGCAAUUUUAUUGUUCA